Messenger RNA from Halteromyces radiatus, 1083 nucleotides. RefSeq lists its product as uncharacterized. The transcript is spliced from 2 exons. The coding region runs from base 1 to 1083 and encodes 360 amino acids. The record is from RefSeq and is a predicted model, not a curated record. Lineage: Eukaryota; Fungi; Mucoromycota; Mucoromycetes; Mucorales; Cunninghamellaceae.
AUGGUAGCAGCUGUGAAGAAGUAUUUUGAACAAGAACAUGGUGUCUCUCUCUCAGAAGAAACCACUACAAUCACAUCUGUACCAUUGGAAGGUGAAGGCAAGGUGGAAGAUCGGGUUAACAAGUUGUAUAAUAAUCUGAUCAAUCAUUCUGUAUGGUUGGAAGCUGUAUCAUCUGCCGACGUGAUACUAUGGGCUACGCAUUCUCAAGGAACUCCCGUUUCAGUCAUGUUGAUGCAUCGUUUAUUGGAAAGAGGUCAUAUUCAUACACAUCGUCAAUCUGUUGGAAUGCUUGCUAUGGCAGGGAUUUCUCAUGGUCCUUUCCCUUAUUUUGAAGCGGAUGCAGCUCGGGAACUAUUUGAAUUUAUGGAUUCUGAAAGUGAUAUUUCUCAAAAGUUCCGUAGAUCUUUGGGAUAUAUCAUGGAAAGGGGUAUUAAAUUAACUUUGGUGGGGUCUAUGCAAGAUCAAGUGGUUCCUCUCUAUUCUGCGAUUAUAUCAGCCAUCAGUCAUCCAAAUAUUGUACGGUCAGUGUAUAUUGAUGGACAUAUAUUUACACAAGAAAAUGAAUUCCUUAUUCGUUUGAUUACAUUUGCCUUGGGAUUACGAAAUGCUGGAUUAUCUGAUCAUGGAUUAUUGACUCAUCUUAGUGAAGUUUUAGCUGGAAGUUUAUAUGCUUUAGAAGGUGGUCAUUCAACUAUUUAUGAAGAAUUGGAUGUAUAUUCUUUGGCUGUACAACAUUUAUUUGAAACUGAUCCUUUAGGAAAAGCAAUAUUGAUCAACAAUACCCAAAGUUCAUCCAGACAUGAUAAUAGGAAGAAUAGUAUCACCACCAAUAGUAGUAGUACCACAGAAGAAUCCAAGAAGGAAGCCAAGUUAUAUCCAUUCCAAGCCAAAUCUAUCAAGAACCCUUAUUAUUUACCAUGGGCUAUGCGUGGGAUAUGUGAAGAUUCUCUGAUUUUGAAUAAUCCUUUAUGGUCAGAUGAACUGGAUCAAUUACGACUCAUGUUUGAUGAAUGGGAACCAAUAUCACCAAAGCUUCGCUCUGUCAAGAUCCGUUUAGAACCUUUUACGCUUACAUUAGUUUGA